Molecule: messenger RNA, 1025 nt
Organism: Telopea speciosissima
Lineage: Eukaryota; Viridiplantae; Streptophyta; Magnoliopsida; Proteales; Proteaceae
Product: putative B3 domain-containing protein At5g66980
Exons: 4
Coding region: 66-1025 (319 amino acids)
Molecular function (GO): DNA binding
Source: RefSeq, a predicted model, not a curated record
CUCCAACGCAACCCUUCUGGUCAUUAUUGUUUUCUCCGUCCGUCUCCGGUCAGAACACUGAAGAGAUGGUGAGAGAUUCCAACGAGAAGAAGAAGACCAAUUUAAUUACUCCUGAGAAGAUCCCUGAAUUCUUCAAGAUUUAUCUCCCUGACCACAGCUCUCAAAAAAUGAAGAUACCGCCAGGUUUUAUCAACCACUUCAAUGGUUUGAUACCCAACAAGGCCAUCCUAAGAAGCCGUAAUGGGAGAGUUUGGCAUGUGGAACUGGAACAAGUUGACAACAAUUUGUUUUUUCAGAAUGGGUGGAAGGGGUUCGUGAAAGAUCAGUCUUUGAAACUUGGAGAGUUUUUAGUUUUCAAAUAUGAUGGCAAUUCAGUGUUCAAUGUUAAAAUUUUUGGUACAAAUGGAUGUGAGAAGCAGGAAACAUUGGCUUAUAACAACAACUAUGACCAGGAAGCUCCGCAUCUAAAGAAGGAAGAACAACCAGAAGCAGAGGGAAUCAUAAACAACUGCACCCCUUUCAUUCAAAAUUUUCCUGAAUUAAGUGGCAAGAGAAUCAGAAGAAGACCAAAAUAUGGAUCUCCUCGUUCAAAGGUGGUAGAAGCGCUGACGCUUAAAGCAGCUGGCUUGGGUAGACUGAAGAAUCCAUAUUUUGUGGCUUCAUUUGUGCCAGAAAGGCCGUAUGAUUUGUUUAUUCCAAGAACACUGAUAGCUAAACAUCAUCUCAAAAUAGUUCCUGAAAUGACCAUGUGCGAUCCAAGUGGAAAGCAUUGGCGUGUGAAAACGAGUCGAUGGAAGGAUGGUCGCGUAUCUUUGGCUAAAGGGUGGUCAGCUCUCUGCAAAGAACACAACCUGGGAAUAGAUGAUAAAUGCAUUUUUGAAUUUAUUAAAGGAAGAGACAGAAAGAUUGGUGGUAUUGUUAAGAUACACUUUGUUUGGGCAGGGGCAGGAACUUCAAUGCCAAACACCAAAGUGAAACGGGAUGCUUAUACAGCCCUGAAAAAUUCUGAAAUUCUUAUUGACUGA